Molecule: messenger RNA, 929 nt
Organism: Rhodamnia argentea
Lineage: Eukaryota; Viridiplantae; Streptophyta; Magnoliopsida; Myrtales; Myrtaceae
Exons: 3
Coding region: 108-929 (273 amino acids)
Source: RefSeq, a predicted model, not a curated record
UGUGGCGACUAUGGAACAACCAUCUUCAAGGGACGCUACGCUUCGAUACGAUAACUAGCCUCACCCUUUAUAAAUGCAGCAACUUGAGACAUGCUUUCACUCCAUCGAUGGCUAGGUGUCUUGCGAAUCUAUGGUGGAUGGAAAUAAAGGAGUGUGGUCAAAUGGAAGGAGUGAUCGCAGAGGAAGAAGGGCAAGGAAGCGCAGUGGAGAAGAUUACAUUCCCGAUUCUUUAUUGGAUGAACCUGGAAUGUUUGCCCAAUAUGACUAGUUUUCUCUCGGGGAAGAAUCAUCGGCUGGAAUGCCCCAAAUUACAAACGUUGAGCAUCGCCGACUGUCCCAAGAUGAGAAGUUUAACUAGGCAACCUUUGAUGGAGAUAGACCACCGCACUCCUUCACUUUUUACUUCGCAGGUACAAUUUCCUACGCUUCGGUCGAUAUUUCUCUCUCACAUGGAAAAUUUAAGCAAAAUAUGGAUGGAUAGUCCUCGAGAUACUCUCACUUUUGAACAUUUACGGGAAGUGAAGAUUGAGAAUUGUAAGAGCCUUGAAAAUCUGUUUCCGCGUUGGGUGGCUACAAGUCUAAACCAAUUUGAGAAACUUAGAGUGGAGUUUUGCACAAUCAAGGAAAUAGUCACGAGUGGGGAUGGCACUCCACAGUCCGCUACUGCUCAAAUACUUUUCCCGCAAUUAAUCUCUCUAGUAUUCCAUGAUAUGCCACAACUCAAGAGUUUCUGCCCUGAUUUGCCUACUUUGAACUGGCCAUUCUUGAAGGAAUUGCGAGUGACACAUUGUGACAAACUAAACAUGUUUCCUUUGGUGGAAACCAUGAACAAGUGGCCUCAAAGAGAUGAUCAUCAGGACAUUUCAAACCAAGAAACACACUCUUCAUUUGAGAAGGUUUGCCUUUUACGGCACAUGAUUUACAGCUGA